GACUUUUCAGGGAGUUUCACUUUAAUGGAGGUCAUUCUGUCCGCCUUUUGGCAUUCGUGUGUAAAAGGGGCUGGGAAAACAUGGAGGGUCUCUAUUGGAAUUGGGUGAAUGUUUAGGCAGGUGAAGGAGGCGACAAUAAAGAACGGACGGGCGUUUGGGGAAGGAACAUAAGAUUGCUUACUGGCAAGUCAAAAAGCAGCUGUUUAGACUGUGUGUGAGUCAUCAUCCUCUUCAGUCUCAGCUCACUGCCUCCAGUGUUUGUGUGUGUGUGUGUGUGUGUGCGUGUGUGUGUGUGUGUGUGUGUGUUUUCUUGUAUUUCUACCCUUCUUGAGACAUCAACAAGGAAAAGUACCUUCCAUAUGAGGACCGGUGAACAAGUUAGGACAUAAAUCAUGGUCCCAAAACGGAAAACCAUUGCAUCUAAUAGAGAAUGUCUCAUUUGCACCCCUGGUGGUGAACUCUAUCAAAAUUAGGGUGGUCCCAAAAAGGAGGGAUUUUUCAAAUUGACAGUGUGUUGGUUUUAAAAGUGCUCCCCCUCUGGUCAACAUAUGAAAUAACAAGUGUGUGUAAGAAAUUGAAAUGCGCCUCCUGUGGCCGAAAUUAAUUUAAAAAAAAAUAAAUAAAAACAAUGUAUAUAGAGACCUACUGUAAUAACUUGAAGUACAUAAUGAAGAUUAAAAACCAAUUACAAACAAAAAAUUCAAAAAAAUACAAAAUUUACUAAAACCUUACCUUUUUUAUAUUUGCUAUGUAUGUAUAUAUUAUUAAUGUUGUAAAUACAAAUCUUUAUAUAUCUAGAAAGGGUGGUCCUAAAGAGGUAGGCAUUUUUCGGAGGUCUCAAGAAGGUAACAAAUACAAGAAUGUGUGUGUGUGUGUGUCCCAUGAGGGAGAGAGAGAGAGAGAGAGAGAGAGAGAGAGGCCAAUAGGUCCUGAAAUAGAGCAUGCUGACUGGUGUGUAGGCUGGGUAGAGCAGAGGCAAUGUGAUACCAUGCCAGUGUGAGAAAUGCACUCGUGUGGAAAAAAAGGUGGAGAGAAAGCAGCAAAAGGGGAAAACUGUGUGAAAGGGGAGAGAGAGAGCGAGAGAGAGAGAGAGAGGGUAGGAGGGGCGUGUCCAGAUUGAGAGGGAAAAUGCUGGUGGUGGUUCGCAAUGCACACACACCCACACACACUCUAGUCUCCGCAGUUUCUCUUUGUGCUGUUUCCUUUGAGGAUUCUAAGGAGCUCAGAUUCCAGGGAAGUUUCAAGAAGAUUUAAGUUAUUUCAAAGUUAUUAGUUUUAUUGUAAGACGCGGUGGACAUGGGCUACAUGAAGGGGCUCCUACUUCUACUCGGUGUGAUGUGCACACUGAGCACCUGCACACUUGAGUGCCCCAGAGGAUUCAACAUGGAAGAAGACAUCUGUGUUGAUGUGAAUGAGUGCCAAGAAGCUCCACCACCGUGUGGGCAACACAUGCAGUGCGUCAACACAAACGGCAGUUAUACGUGCCAUUGCCUGCCGGGCUUCACGCUCAUUGACAAAUGGAGUAACUUGCAGUGCGUAGACGAUAACGAGUGUGAUACCAAGGACAUCUGUGGUCUCAAGGCCUAUUGUAGAAACCUGAUCGGGAGCUACGAGUGCGCCUGCUACGAUGGCUACGUGAACACCAACACGAGUAGACAUUGCAUAGAUAUCGAUGAAUGCACGGAAACUGAGAAACGAAGAGAAGACAUCUGUGGAAGUAAGGGAGCGUGUAAAAAUACAGAUGGGAGUUAUUGGUGCAAGUGUGCAAAAGGAUACACCAAUUAUGGCUUUGAAGGAACUCCAUGCUCUGAACUGGAUUGUGGAACAUUUGAAGCUGAGAAUGUUACACAGCAUAAUGCAGGUCUGACGGAUCUUUUGUCCAUGAUGAGAAACAGCUGUGUGGCUCUGUCUAACCCCAAUACCAGUGGGGCUAAUGGAGAUGCGCUACUGGAGAAACUCUUAACGGCGUCAGAGAACAUCCUGUCAUCGGUGGACAUGGACUCCACUGAAGACAUGUAUGAGCUGCUCAGCACAGUGGAGAACGCCAUCAGACUCAUUGGCCCACAGCUCAAAGGCAACCUUACCAAGAUGGAUUCCACUGAGACAGAUGUGGCGAUUGCAGUACAGAGAGGAAGUUCUCCACCCACUGGACCGUUUUAUCUGAAGACUGAAAACGCAACGCUCAACACUGACUGGAAAACAGCAGCAGGAACUGAAACUUAUCCAGGCUUUGCUAUGGCGGCCUUGUUGAGCUACAAGAACCUGGAGAGAUCUGUAAACCGCUCCUUUGACCAGCUCCAAGGUUUCGAAAAAGAUGGCACUGUACCGACUUUCCAAAUCUUCUCCCGGGUAGUGUCAGUUGUGGUGUCCAACCCAUCCACUCAGAACCUGAGCCACCCGGUCGUUCUCACGCUCAGACAUCUCCAGGACCAAUCUGAGGCGAGUUACAUCUGUGUGUACUGGAAUGACCGAGGCGCCUGGUCCACAGAUGGUUGCCAUCGACAACGCUCCAAUGCUACUCACACUGUGUGUCAAUGUGAACAUCUCAGCAGCUUUGCCGUGCUGAUGGCUCUCUAUCCUGUGGAUCAAAACUUUGCACUCCUGUUGAUAACAAAGACAGGCCUGAUCGUGUCCCUGCUUUGUCUGAGCAUUUGCAUCCUGACGUUCAAGUUUUGCCGCUCUAUUCAUGGGACCCGCACAACCAUCCAUCUGCAUCUCUGUAUCUGCCUCUUCAUCGCUGACCUCAUCUUCCUGGCUGGCAUUUCCCAAACAAAACCCGAGGGCGGCUGCAGGUUUAUUGCCGCCAUGCUCCAUUUUUUCUUCUUGGGAGUGUUUGCAUGGAUGCUACUAGAGGGUGUGCAGCUGUAUCGGAUGGUGGUCCUGGUCUUCAACGUCACCAUCAGGCCCCUCUACUUAUUCCUCUUCGGCUACGGGACACCCUUGGUUAUCGUCAUAGUGUCUGCCAUCAUCAGACCCAAAGGAUACGGCACUAAGGAUCUCUGCUGGCUGUCCCUCCAAGACGGCCUCAUCUGGAGCUUCUAUGGUCCCGUGUGCGUCAUCAUCUUCCUCAAUGUCUUCUUUUUCAUCGUCACUGUUUGGAAGCUGGCCCAGAAGUUUUCCAGCCUCAACCCCGACCUCAGCAAGCUGAACAAAAUAAAAACCUUCACGGUUACAGCCAUAGCCCAGAUGUGCAUUCUGGGACUCAUGUGGGUGUUUGGAGCCUUUCUGUUUAAGAAGGGCCACAUUGUGGCAGAAUACUUCUUCACCAUCUUGAACAGCUUCCAGGGAGCUCUGGUCUUCAUCAUGCACUGCCUUCUAUCCAAGCAGGUGAGAGAGGAGUACUACAACUUUCUGUCCUGCAUAUGCAUGCAGAAGAAAAAAAGAUACUCUGACUUCAGUAGUACACGUCCAUCCAAUAGCCAAUCACAAGGUUCUCGGAGUGGGCAGAACACUGGAGAAUCACAAAUAUGAGUAUCUCCCUGUAUAAGUUGUAAAUAAUUGAUACACCUUAAUUGAGCCGAGUCAUCCUGAUGGUGCAUUCAGGUACCAAGAUAGUGUUUGCCAUGUCAUGAAGUUAAAUUCAGAGUGGCCAAUGCAGCCAAACCACCAGUAGACGUAGGAUUAUGAAGAAUUUCAUCUUGAACAUAUCUUUAUCAUCAUAUAAGCUAUAUUACGUAGUGCGGUAUUGACUAUUUAUUAAGUACAGACAUCAUAGAUUUUAUCAUAGGAUACUUUUCCUAGUACAACAAUGGGUAAUAUCUUAAGGGUCCCUUAGAGAAGAUAGCCUCCCUGCACUGUAUCGAACCAUACGAGUUGAUUUCAUUGUGGACAAAACAUAAUUUAUAACAUGCCUCAAGUGUGGUGAUCACACAACUCCACGAGGUAUCAAACAAAAUACGUAUCUUGAAUCACUUUUGGCUCAUUUUGGGGAUGGGCCGAACACCACUUUUUCAUAUCCAUUACCGACGGCCGCCAUGGACGAUACUGCACAGUCUACCGAGUCAAAUUCCUUGUGUGGUAAACGAACUUGGCCAAAAAAGCCGAUUCUAAUUCCGCUGCUUUUUGUAUCUGCUGAUACUGAUACCAAUCCAAUACCUUCUUUUCUCAUUGCAAUGUUAUCAAACUAGAUUUGAAUGCAAGUAUUUUGGUCAAAAUACAUGUUUAAAAACACCAUGUUCAAACUGGGCAACAAAUAUAUCUAAUUAUUCUGUUGGAUUGUUUGAUAUUUGCUACAGUAGUACCUCAACUUAUGAAUGAAUCAGAAUUAAUUUAAGUUGCCCCCCAAAACAACACGAUUUUAACAUGUAACAUGCCUUUUAAAAAUAAAAACAAUCUUUUAAGUAAGAAAUAUUGGUAACACUUUAGUAUGGGGAACAUAUUCACCAUUAAUUAGUUGCUUAUUAACAUGCAAAUUAGUAACAUAUUGGCUCUUAAUUAGUCACUAUUAAGUACUUAUUAAUGCCUUAUUCUGCAUGGCCUUAUUAUACAACCAGUAAGCCAUUAACUAAGAGUCUUCCCUCAAUAACCUCAGAAGUAUUGCUUAUUAGUAACCCUAACCCUUAUACUUUAUGUUCCCCUUGUGUCCAAAUAACUCUAAAUUAAGUAUGUGUUACUUUAAUAAGCAACUAAUUAAUGGUGAAUAUGUUCCCUAUACUAAAGUGUUACUGAAAUAUUGUAUAUAAACUAUACAAGAGAAUGUACUACUAACAACUACAGUAGUUUUAUUAAGUAAAUCAUACAACAUUUACCUAGGAGAGUGGACUUCUACGGUAUCUCCUUCCAGCUGCUUCUUAGUCAAACACACCAUCAGCAGAUGGCAUUUACACUCAUUCUGUUCCUGUAAGGUGCAGACUAUCAGUGAUACGCUCGAACUUCGCUGUCAAGUGUUUGAUGUUUUUUUCUUUAAUUCAAUGAAUAUCAUCAACUUCACUGUCCUUCACGUUCACUUUUUUUUCCCAAUUUUCGGAAAACAAAGUUAUGUUGAUCUCAAGCUAUAAGCUAAUGCUAGCGAGUAAGAUCAGAUGUUUUGGGCGGAUCUUACGGGCGUCACUGUGACAUUUGCUACACCAGCUCAAGGCGGGAAUGCUUGUCACGCAAAUUUUUGCUUGCAACUUGAAGCAUAACAACAAGCCGCUUGAAAACUCUUAUUUUAAAACACUCUUAAGCUGGGGCACUCUUAGAUUGAGGUACCUCUGCAUUACAUAUUAAUUAUCUUUAGAUUGAUUUUUAUCAAUUCAAUUUCCCACAACAUGAUUCAAAUCAUGCACCUCAGCUUCUGCUGCUUAAACUGAACAAAGCUUUUAGUAGCAUUUUUUAAUGGUUGUCAGACACAGCAGUACCAUUCAAUAAAAGUGACUAAAGUAAAACAUAUUUGCAAAAGUUAAAUCUGAGGCAAAGGACAAAGGAAUUUGAAUUCCAGUGAACUGAAAUACCUUACAUUUAAAAGGGCCUAUACUUGAAUAACAAUAACACAGCAAAAUAAAGCGAGGCGAGUUUAUUUAUAGAGCACAACUUGUACACAAAAAUUAGAAGAAGGCAAAAAUAAUCAUUAAAAUAAUCGUAAUUCAAAUUAAAAUCAGGAAAUAAAAUCAUCAUAAAACAAUCAUAAUUGAAAAAAUACAAUUAUUUCAGUUGUCAUAUGCACAAUAAAUACCGUAUUUUUCGGACUAUAAGUCGCUCCAUACAUCGCACUGGCCGAAAAUGCAUAAUAAAGAAGGGAAAAAACAUAUAUAAAUCGCACUGGAGUAUAAGUCGCAUUUUUUGGGGACAUUUAUUUGAUAAAACCCAACACCAAGAAUAGACAUUUGAAAGGCAAUUUAAAAUGAAUAAAGAAUAGUGAACAACAGGCUAAAUAAGUGCACGUUAUAUGACGCAUAAAUAACCAACUGAGAACGUGCCUGGUAUGUUAACGUAACAUAUUAUGGUAAGAGUCAUUCAAAUAACUAUAACAAAUAGAACAUGCUAUACGUUUACCAAACAAUCUGUCACUCCUAAUCGCUAAAUCCCAUGAAAUCUUAUACGUCUAGUCUCUUACGUGAAUGAGCUAAAUAAUGUUAUUUGAUAUUUUACGGUAAUGUGUUAAUAAUUUCACACAUAAGUCGCUCCUGAGUAUAAGUCGCACCCCCCGCCAAACUAUGAAAAAAACUGCGACUUAUAGUCCGAAAAAUACGGUAGAAGAUUUUCCAACCUGGAUUUGAACUUUGCCAAUGUUGAGGCCUGUCUCACAACUGCAGGGAGACUAUUGUAGAUUUUAGGAGCAUAAAACUGAAAUGCAGCCUCACCAUGCUUGGUCUUAACUCGGCACCAGCAGGAGACCACUCCCUGAGGUUCUCAGAGGCCCAGAUGGUUCAUAUGGUUCUGACAUGUCAGAGAUGUACUUUGGCACUAGACCAGGGAAAUACUUGUACACAAGGAGAGCUGUUUUAAAGUAUAUUCUCUGAGCAACCAGAAGCCAGUGCAGUGACCUAAGCACUGGACUAACAUGGUCGUAUUUCCUGGUUCUAGUCAGGACUCGAGCAGCAGCAUUUGGAUGUACUGUAGCCUCCUAACGGCUCGUUUAGAGAGCCCAGUUAGAAGACAAUUAUAGUAGUCAAACCUGCUGGAGACAAAGGCAUGGAUUAAUCCUUCUAAGUCUGAUUUAGACAUUAUUCCUCUGAUUUUGGCAAUGUUUCAGUUGAUUAUAAGCUGCUGAUGGUAUUGACUUAAUGUGGCUGUUAAGAAGGUGCUGCAGUGUUGACCGUAACUUCAAUCAUUAUUGUUUAUAAACUUACAAUUAGUAGCAUAUCCACUUCAAAAUAUACAAUAGGACACAGUUUUUGCCCAGUAUCGGACCAUCCCUAUAGUUAUUUUGCUAGGAGUACACUUUCUAUAUGUGUGCAUUAUCGUUACUUAAAGGGGUUGACUGAAACAAAUGAGGCCCAAAAAGAUACUUUGGGAGUUUGAAAAGUGUUUAUCUGUGCACAUUCCUGUGAUCAAAAUGUGUUUGUGGAUUAAAACCCCAAGUUAACGUUCGUUUUUUGUAAAAGCUGCUCUCCGCUUUGCGUCAAAGUUACUGCAAGGUUUCAAUCUUUGGAGAAAUAUACCUUAAAUCGUAUUGUCGCACUUUUCUUUUUUUUUCUUUUUCUCCAGAAACAAGCUUCAUUGUUUGCAUUUUGUGACUUGAAAACGCUCUUCUUCCUAUAGAACAGUCGACUUGAUGUGAAGUAAUUUAUAGAGCUGAAUCCUACAGUAGGAUGUCAGUGUCCCACUAGAAGACGACAAGGACAAUGUUUUGGUGUAAAAGUCCUGUAUGUUUGUUUACAUUUCAAUCUUGUCAUGCCGUCUUUGACAAUAUAACUGUUCUUUAGUACGAAGUUUAGCUGCAUUUAUUUUCUAGAAUUCUUUUAUGUGGUUUUUUUUGGCAUCUGGUGAAUGUAAUAUUUUGACUAUUGACUAGUGAAGGUAUAUAAACAUAUUUUUCUACUUUGUUGUUUUUCUACUGUUUUCUUGAAAGAUUAUGCACCAGAUAUUUUAUUAAAGUUUCUAUCAUUACACUGGACUCUGGCUGACUUAAGACACUAUGUACAAUGUGCAAAGAUAAUCGUGCACAGUUUUGAUUGACACUGUCCCAGCUGAUUUGAAAGUAAAUCAGCAACAAGUCAAUUCCAAUACUUAUUCUUAUUCUUAAUCCCUAGUCACGAGCCUGGCCUAAAAAAAGUUUACCACCUGGAUUUGCUGCAGUUGGUCAGGUCUAGCUUCAGCAAUGGUAUGUGUCCAAAGAAUGAGGUCAUCUGGUUAUCCGACCUUCCAUAAAUUUUCUACCGCUUGUCCCUUUCGGGGUUGCUGGAGCCUAUCCCAGCUACAAUCGGGCGGAAGGCGGGGUACACCCUGGACAAGUCGCCACCCCAUCGCAGGGCCAACACAGAUAGACAGACAACAUUCACAAAAACAAUUAACACACUAAUUUAGUGUUGCCAAUCAACCUAUCCCCAGGUGCAUGUCUUUGGAGGUGGGAGGAAGCCGGAGUGCCCGGAGGGACCUCGAGACCGGGGAUCGAACCCAGGACCUUUUUAUUGUGAGCACAAGCACUAACCUCUGUUUCAUGUUUGCUGGCAUCUUGCCAUUUUGAGGACAAUGUGAUUAAAUCAGAUCAAUGACCCUUAAAAGUUCAUCCGGUUAUGACCAGGUUAUUUAUUAACAAUGUAUUUUUUCUUAUUUAUAUAGCAAUUUUCAAGAAGCCGUUAUUUAUCCUCUCCACGGUCACACUUAAUCUAAAAUAAAGACUGAAUAUUACAGCAGGGGUGUUUUUUU
Entelurus aequoreus (snake pipefish) is the source of this 8289-nucleotide messenger RNA. RefSeq names its product adhesion G protein-coupled receptor E5. Gene Ontology annotation, biological process: adenylate cyclase-activating G protein-coupled receptor signaling pathway; cell surface receptor signaling pathway. Bases 1297 to 3471 code for a protein of 724 amino acids. The transcript is spliced from 17 exons. Gene Ontology annotation, molecular function: G protein-coupled receptor activity; calcium ion binding. Gene Ontology annotation, cellular component: membrane. The record is from RefSeq and is a predicted model, not a curated record. NCBI's taxonomy places the organism in Eukaryota, Metazoa, Chordata, Actinopteri, Syngnathiformes, Syngnathidae.